Messenger RNA from Anopheles coustani, 2315 nucleotides. Its product is annotated as alpha-1,3-mannosyl-glycoprotein 2-beta-N-acetylglucosaminyltransferase. The transcript is spliced from 5 exons. Gene Ontology annotation, biological process: protein N-linked glycosylation. Gene Ontology annotation, molecular function: alpha-1,3-mannosylglycoprotein 2-beta-N-acetylglucosaminyltransferase activity. Gene Ontology annotation, cellular component: Golgi apparatus. Lineage: Eukaryota; Metazoa; Arthropoda; Insecta; Diptera; Culicidae. The record is from RefSeq and is a predicted model, not a curated record. Bases 484 to 2004 code for a protein of 506 amino acids.
ACAAUCUUUUGUGUGGUGCAUUGUGAUGCAUAAUUUCCUACGUACACAAUAUACUAAACUGUUGUAUGUAAAUAGUAAGACGAUGUGAAACAUGCUUUUUGGUAACCUAUCGUAGAUACAUAAAUGUAUACUAUAGUUUUCGUUUGUGAACCACGCUCCUAGAAGCAUGUUUUCGGCGGACCGCAAGCUUAUCGGUAGACUAGGGCAAUUUUGUAUUUCAGCGCCAAUUCCCGCGGGAUUAAGCAUGUAUCAUGUCAUCAAGUCAGUAACAGCGCUUCGAGGAGCGAACGCAAGUGAUAGUGCUCAAACUGUGGUGCUACGUACGUGAGCCCCUGGUAACGUGGGGCAAAAGAUAGGAAAACAAUACAAUCGUUUGAUGUCUGUGAGAACGGACAAUACCUCACCUGCCGUAGAACAACGCGAUCCGGUGUGUUUAGGGUAGUUUUAUGUUUGUGCUUUCCACGAGCAGCACACGAUAACGCAAUGCGACCACGUAAGACGUUCAUGCUGGUUGGUGUACUGGUCGUCUGGGUGCUGAUGACUUAUCUCGCAUUUAUGCGCACGGUGCGCGUAUCAGAUGGAGGUAGGCGUGCUGGUCCCGCCGUAAACAGCCGGUUCGUAAUGGAGAAGGUGCAGUACCUGGAGCAGAAUCUCAAAAGCUUUUCCGAAAAUCGCCAGAAUUUAUACCGAGAUAUUAUUAAGAUUCUACGAAAGGACCCCCCUACUGCAAGCUCCCAGGCACUAAGGUUACCAGUUUCAUCGGAGCCAUUACCGGUGCGGCAGGAAAGUAUUUUGCAAAACGUCGAUGAUUAUGGGGAAAAGAAAAUAGUUCCUAAAGAUGGCGAAGUUGAAGGGAACGAACUGCUGGAUGCAGCGGCUCCACUGGCCCCAAUUCCGGAAGCCGAAGACAUUCGACCGGAAGCGGAACGUGUACUUAGCAAGUUCCAGCAGCGUUACCUGAACAACGAUCCCGCCUUCCCGAUCAUUCCGGUCGUGGUAUUUGCAUGCAAUCGCAUUUCCGUUAACAAAUGUUUGGACGAUCUCAUUCGCUACCGGCCGAGUGCAGAGCAGUUUCCAAUCAUUGUCUCCCAGGACUGCGACGAUGAGCCGACGCGCAACACUAUCCUAUCCUAUCGGGACGAAGUUACACUUAUCCGUCAGCCUGAUCAAUCCGACAUUCCCGUUCCACCUAAGGAAAAGAAAUACAAAGGAUACUACAAAAUUGCACGGCACUACGGAUGGGCUUUGCGGACCGUGUUUGGUCAAGGGUUUGAUUCGGUCAUACUGGUGGAGGACGAUCUCAGUGUGGCCCCCGACUUUUACGAGUAUUUCCUCGGCACGUACCCUAUACUGAUGCGCGAUAAAUCGCUUUGGUGUGUCUCGGCUUGGAAUGACAACGGGAAGGAUGGCCUGAUCGAUAGCAACGCGCACGAUCUGCUGUAUCGGUCUGAUUUCUUCCCCGGACUUGGAUGGAUGAUGACCAAAGAUCUGUGGGCCGAACUUGCCCCCAAGUGGCCUAAGGCCUUUUGGGACGAUUGGAUUAGACAACCUGAGCAAAGAAAAGAACGAGCCUGCAUACGACCGGAACUGCCACGCACCAGAACAUUCGGGAAAGUAGGUGUAUCAAAUGGACUGUUUUUUGAUAAACAUUUAAAGUACAUCAAACUAAGUGAAGAGUUCGUCAGCUUCACAAAAUCCAACCUGACUUAUUUAUUAAAGUCUGUGUAUGACGAUGCGUUUCUGAAAGUAGUGUACCAGAGCCCGAUGGUGACGCUAGACGAGCUGAAGCGCGGCCUGGUGAUGACCCGGGAACCGAUUCGUAUCGCGUACCACACCAAAGAGCAGUACAAACGAGCCACCAAAACUCUUGGUUUGAUGGACGAUUUCAAGAGUGGAGUUCCGCGAACGGCCUAUCGAGGCAUCGUGUCGUUCUUCUACAGCGGCCAGCGGGUAUAUUUGGCACCGAACGCCAACUGGAAGGGGUACGAUCUCACCUGGAGUUAACAGCACGCACCGCUGCCCAGUCUCACGUAGCGACGGAAUGCGAUCAUCGUUCUUUUGAGCAAUUUUUUUCGAGGUCAUCGUAAUUGGUGAAUUUUGUGGGACUUUUAUCACACACAUUAGCGAAACUUGCAGGGCCAGUCGAGCAUAUAAUGUUAGCUUCAAUCUUAGUUGUCUUUACGCAGCGGGUUUUUCUUGAUCCGGGCGUUUUUGUCUUAUUCUGUUUUUAUGAGACCGUUUACCUUACAUUACAGUUAAGUAAAGUUCCUUUUCCGUAUGAUCUACAAUAGAUACCUCCAUUUACGUAUCGUAAA